AUGUCUUCAAUUCUUAAACAAAGAGUAAGGUACGCACCUUAUCUCAAGAAGCUCCGUACUGCACAAGAAUGUGUUGAAUUGUUCUCACCUGGCCAGUACUUGGGUUGGUCUGGGUUCACCGGAGUUGGUGCGCCAAAGGCUAUCCCAACUGCAUUGGCAGAUCACGUUGAAGCAAACAACCUCCAAGGGAAAUAUGCAUUCAACUUGUUUGUCGGUGCAUCUGCAGGCCCGGAAGAGUCCAGAUGGGCUGAAAAUUCCAUGAUCUUAAGAAGACUGCCACAUCAAGUUGGUAAGCCAAUUGCCCAGGCCAUUAACGACGGUAGAACUCAAUUCUUCGACAAGCACUUAUCCAUGUUCCCACAAGAUUUGACCUACGGUUACUACACUAGAGAAAAGGAAAAUGACUUGUUGGACUACACCAUCAUUGAGGCCACUGCGAUCACUGAAGAUGGAUCAAUUAUCCCAGGUCCAGCAGUUGGAGCCACUCCAGAAAUGGUUUCCGUUUCCGAUAAGAUUAUUAUCGAGGUUAACACCAACACUCCAUCAUUUGAAGGUUUACAUGACAUCGAUAUGCCAAUAAAUCCUCCACACAGACCCCCAUACCCAUACAUGACUGUGGAUCAAAAGAAUGGAUUAGUCUCCAUCCCAGUAGACCCAUCCAAGGUUGUUGCUAUCGUUGAAUCCACCGAACGUGACAAGGUUCCAGCAAACACCCCAUCCGAUGCCAUGUCCCAAUCAAUUGCACAACAUUUAAUUGAAUUCUUUGAACAUGAAGUGAAAUUGGGUAGAAUGCCUGAAAACUUGCACCCAUUGCAAUCUGGUAUUGGUAAUAUUGCCAAUGCUGUGGUCGAAGGUUUAGCAGCAUCUAAGUUCAAAAACUUAAACGUUUGGACUGAAGUUUUACAAGAUUCAUUCUUGGAUUUCUUCGAAUCCGGUUCAUUGGACUAUGCUACUGCCACUUCUAUCAGAUUAACUGAAGCGGGUUUCGACAAAUUCUACGAGAACUGGGAUUCAUACUCUAAGAAGUUAUGUUUGAGAUCUCAAGUUGUUUCAAACUCUCCAGAAAUCAUUAGAAGAUUGGGUGUUAUUGCCAUGAACACUCCAGUGGAAGUUGAUAUUUACGCUCAUGCCAACUCUACUAACGUUAUGGGAUCCAGAAUGCUUAAUGGACUUGGUGGUUCGGCCGAUUUCCUUAGAAAUGCCAAAUUAUCUGUCAUGCAUACUCCAUCUGCAAGACCAACCAAGACUGACCCAACUGGUCUUUCAUGUAUUGUUCCAAUGUGUUCUCACGUCGAUCAAACUGAACACGACUUAGACAUUGUUGUCACUGAACAAGGUUUGGCUGAUUUAAGAGGAUUGUCUCCAAAGGAAAGAGCCAAGCAAAUCAUAAAGCACGCUGCCCACCCAGAUUACAGAGAUCAAUUGACUGAUUACUUCGACAGAGCCGAAUUUUUCGCCAGAAAGAAGAAGUCCUUACACGAACCUCAUAUCUUAAAGGAUGCCUUCAAGAUGCAUACCAACUUCCAAGAAAAUGGAACCAUGAAAUUAUCAUCAUGGGAUUAA
Molecule: messenger RNA, 1563 nt
Organism: Dujonia railenensis
Lineage: Eukaryota; Fungi; Ascomycota; Pichiomycetes; Serinales; Debaryomycetaceae
Source: the annotation of a GenBank genome assembly